AUGGCCUUAGAAGAUCUCAAGGCGAUUGAAAUAGAUGUUCAACCAACAGCUUGGAUUGAUGAAGAAUAUGAUGAAGAAACGUUGGAUAGAGAAAUCUGGUUUGAGAUCUUGGUCCCAACUAAAGGGACAAGAUUAGGUAACUUUCUGACUACAGAAAGGAAACCAACCUCCAACAUGACGACUCCAUCAGUAGCUGGAGGUUAUGCCAGUGCAGCUAGAAAUGAAGUUUUCCCUACGAAAGAGUGUGCUAUCAUCAUUGAAGCUUUGGAUGGUGCAACAAUCAAAGACUACAUCAACGCAAUUGGCAAGAGAACACCAGUUUCAAAUAUCAGAUUUAUUUCGAAAAUCUCAAAUGGCAGAAUUUGUGCAUAUUUAGUAUCUCAAGAAAAAGCUGAAGAAUUAAUCACAAUACACAAGACAAUUCAGGUAAAUUCCACAGUGCUUACUGUCCGACCACUUAUAAAUAAGAAUAAGAGGAUUAUUCUGUCAAACGUCCCGCCGAUAAUCCCUCACGAUUACAUUGUUCAAACAUUAGAUCACCUAAAUAUUAAAGUCACAUCAACUAUUACAUUCUUACUAGCCGCUUCUAAUGAACCAGGACACUCACACAUAAUGAGCUUCCGACGCCAAGUAUAUGUAGACCCAGAUGACGUGUCUAAAUUACCAGAAGUCAUCCAAAUCCCUUUCGACGAUACAUUAUACAACAUUUACACGUCACUAGACUCAAUAGCUUGUUUCAUUUGCCUGGGUGAAGGUCAUUUAGCAAAAAACUGCCCAAAAAAUCAAUCAACUCACCCCCAAGAACAACAACAAGAUAACAGCAUAGAAACAAACCUAAUCCCUACUAAGAUCACUCCUGCAGUACAGAAAAAAACAAACACAGACAAUAAUGAUAAUUCGUCUCUAACAGAAAUGCUAAUUGAUAUUUCAUACCCAGAAACCAACAGUAACAAUAAGAGACCUCAUUCAACCUCCGAUGGAUCAAUUUCUUCAACAAACUUAUCCCUCCCACCGUCGACAUCAUUUAAAAAGCCCAACGAAUUAAAAAAGAACAAAAUUAAAAAAAUCGAGAACAACGAGAACCAAACACCCUUAACACAACAUCCGUCUAUUCUCACGCUACCCCUGGAAAUCCUCAAAGAGAUAGAGGCAAAUCCGACGAAAUAUUCAUGCAGUUUUUCCCAACUCCAAAACCUAAUUGAUAAAACCUCAGGAAGAAUAGUAAUUAAACCUAUUAUCGAAGAAUUUGAAAUAAGACCAAUCGAUCUAGUGGAACAAUUGACUGUACUAUACCCUCAUCUCAACUCUCGCGGAUGGAAAUCCCGUUUUACUAAACUGAGAAAUAAAAUCAAAUUCGAGUUCGGAAUUACCACCCAGGAUAAUCUCACUCCUACCCAAUCUGAAGACGACUCAGAACUCGACUCUGGCUCAGAAAGCUGUAUUGACUUAAGUCUAGCAACCCCCCAACUUGCACACAACUUAACUUGGUACGCAGAUGAAGAUUUAUAUGAUAGUGACCAUUACCCCAUCCAUUUGAUUUACGAUGAUGGAUUAACUUCAUACCCCACCAAUAAACUGCAACGCUGGAUCAUGACCAAAGCGGACUGGCCCCAAUACUCAAAAAUUUCAGAACAAAAACUGGCCCUGAUUGAAAUUGAUAACCCGAGACCAGUGGAUGAACUCAUAACAGACCUGAACCAAGCGAUCAGAGAAGCUGCUGAUUUAUGUAUCCCUAAAUCCCGAACAACAAGUUUAAGAACCUUCGAAUGGUGCUCCGGACACUAA
Molecule: messenger RNA, 1785 nt
Organism: Cotesia congregata
Lineage: Eukaryota; Metazoa; Arthropoda; Insecta; Hymenoptera; Braconidae
Source: the annotation of a GenBank genome assembly